AUGGACGUGGACGUGGACCUGACGUGGACGUGGACGUGGACGUGGACAUGGACGGGGACGGGACGUGGACGUGGACGUGGACAUGGACGUGGACAUGGACGUGGACGUGGACGUGGACGUGGACGUGGACGUGGCGAUGGACGUGGACGUGGACGUGAACGUAGACGUGGACGUGGACAAGGACGUGGACAUGGACGUGGACGUGGACGUGGACGUGGACGUGGACAUAGACGUGGAGGUGGACGUGACGUGGACGUGGACGUGGACGUGGACGUGGACAGUGCAAAUAACAUGGACGUGGUCGUGGACGUGGACGUGGACGUGGAUAUGGACAUGGACGUGGACAUGGACGUGGACAUGGACAUGGACGUUGACGUGGACAUGGACGUGGACAUGGAUGUGGACGUGGACAUGGACGUGGACGUGGACGUGGACAUGGACGUGGACGUGGACGUGGACGUGGACGUGGUCGUGGACGUGGACGUGGACGUGGACGUGGACAUGGACGUGGAAGUGGACGUGGAAGUGGACGUGGAAUUGGACGUGGACAUGGACGUGGACGAAGACAUGGUCCUGGACGUGGACGUGGACGUAGACAUGGACGUAGACGUGGACGUGAAGGUGGACAUGGACGUGGACCUGGUCGUGGACGUGGACGUGGAGGAACAUGGACGUGGACGUGGACGUGGACGUGGAUGUGGACGUGGACGUGGACGUGGACGUUGA
This is a messenger RNA of Closterium sp. NIES-65, 726 nucleotides long. NCBI's taxonomy places the organism in Eukaryota, Viridiplantae, Streptophyta, Zygnematophyceae, Desmidiales, Closteriaceae. The record is from the annotation of a GenBank genome assembly.